This is a messenger RNA of Ochotona curzoniae (black-lipped pika), 1437 nucleotides long. It is a transcript of the gene LUC7L, whose product is annotated as LUC7 like. The record is from RefSeq and is a predicted model, not a curated record. Gene Ontology annotation, cellular component: U1 snRNP; U2-type prespliceosome. Gene Ontology annotation, molecular function: mRNA binding. Gene Ontology annotation, biological process: mRNA splice site recognition. Bases 305 to 1261 code for a protein of 318 amino acids. NCBI's taxonomy places the organism in Eukaryota, Metazoa, Chordata, Mammalia, Lagomorpha, Ochotonidae. The transcript has 11 exons.
CGUCCCGCGCGGGGCCGCAUUGCCGAGCGCGCCGUGUCUCCGCGGACGCGCUUCUCCGCGCCUGUCUCCGCCGCCAUGUCCGCUCAGGCGCAGAUGCGGGCCCUGCUGGACCAGCUCAUGGGCACGGCGCGGGACGGUUCAGUGUAUCUUUCCUGCCUACACCACUCUGCAAGGGAGUUGCAGAAAAGCCUCAUGUUCAUCGAGCCGAGAUGAAACCAGACAGAGGGUCAAGUUCACUGAUGACCGUGUCUGCAAGAGUCACCUUCUGGACUGCUGCCCGCAUGACGUCCUGGCUGGGACGCGGAUGGAUUUGGGAGAAUGCACUAGAAUCCACGACCUGGCGCUCCGAGCUGAUUAUGAGAUCGCAAGUAGAGAUCGGGAUCUGUUCUUUGAGUUGGAUGCGAUGGACCACCUGGAGUCCUUCAUCGCAGAAUGUGACCGGAGAACAGAGCUGGCCAAGAAACGGCUGGCGGAGACACAGGAGGAGAUCAGCGCUGAGGUCUCAGCGAAGGCAGAAAAAGUACACGAGCUGAACGAAGAAAUAGGAAAACUCCUUGCCAAGGCCGAGCAGCUGGGAGCUGAAGGAAAUGUGGAUGAAUCCCAGAAGAUUCUUACAGAAGUAGAGAAAGUUCGCACUAAGAAAAAAGAAGCGGAGGAGGAGUACCGGAAUUCCAUGCCUGCGUCCAGCUUCCAGCAGCAGAAGCUGCGUGUCUGUGAGGUCUGCUCAGCCUACCUUGGGCUCCAUGACAACGACCGCCGUCUGGCAGACCAUUUUGGGGGCAAGCUGCACUUGGGUUUCAUUCAGAUCCGAGAGAAGCUUGAUCAGUUGAGGAAAACUGUGGCUGAGAAGCAGGAGAAGAGGAACCAGGAUCGCUUGCGGAGGAGAGAAGAGAGAGAACGGGAGGAGCGGCUGAGCAGAAGGUCUGGAUCGAGAAGCAGAGACCGCAGGAGGUCACGUUCCCGGGACCGCCGUCGGAGGAGGUCAAGAUCUGCCUCCCGAGAACGAAGAAAGCCAUCGAGGUCCCAUUCGCGGGACAGGCACCGGCGCCACCGCAGCCGUUCCCAGAGCCACAGCCGGGGUCACCGCCGGUUUUCCAGGGAUGGAAGUGCAAAAUACAAGUUCUCCAGAGACCGACCUUCAAGAGAAGAGUCCUGGGAGUGUGGGCGCAGCGAGCGGGUGCCCCUGGACUGGAGGCUUGAGGGUGCCAAUGGGAAGGCAGCAGUGCGGAGGUCGGAGGAGAAGGAGGCCGGCGAGAUCUGAGCCGUGCUGGCCCUGGACCCUACGUGUCCUGCGCGGCCGCCCUCCAGCGUGCUGGCUACGACUUCUCUUUUGUAGUUGACUUUAUUGUGUUGAUGCUAGCUGUGAGUUUCCAGAGUUGUUCAGUCACUUCUGUGUCCUGGGGCUGGGCGGAAGGCGAAUAAAUGAUGGGCAACUCA